Molecule: messenger RNA, 2594 nt
Organism: Entelurus aequoreus (snake pipefish)
Lineage: Eukaryota; Metazoa; Chordata; Actinopteri; Syngnathiformes; Syngnathidae
Exons: 2
Coding region: 75-1319 (414 amino acids)
Biological process (GO): toll-like receptor signaling pathway; inflammatory response; immune response
Cellular component (GO): membrane
Molecular function (GO): transmembrane signaling receptor activity
Source: RefSeq, a predicted model, not a curated record
UUCUUGCUGUCUUCCACACAGUGGGGUUACUGUGUGUGGCUCAGUCGGCCAUAAACAGGUGUUUCCUCCAGGAGAUGGCUGAGAAUAACUCCCUGACGGCGUUCACCGACGCUCCUCCCGCUCUGAAGGAAGGCGAGACUUUCCACGUCUUCAUCAGCUACAGCAGCACAGACCACCAGUGGACGCACUCCCUCAUAGACCAGCUGGAGGCCUGCGGCCUGCAAGUCUGCUACCAUGACCGCGACUUCACACCGGGCCGCACCGUGCUGGAGAACAUGUCCGAGUGCAUCCAGGAGAGCCAGAAGGUCCUGCUGGUGCUCAGCUCGGAGUUCGUGCGGAGCCGCUGGUGUCUCCUGGAGGCCAACAUGUCUCUGUUCAGAGACUGCCUGGAGAGGAAGCCCAUCGUCCCCGUGCUGCUGGAGCCGGGAGUGUGCGUCCCGCUUCACCUGUGCCACCUUACCUACCUGGAGGCCGGCGACCCCGAGUUCCUGGCUAAGCUGCUCAAGGUGCUCUUUACCAACAACCGGCAGCUUCUAGGCGCCACGGUGGUUCCCUACCAGCCUCCGUCCAUCUACAACGGAAAGGCCCUGCAGCCUUUGACUGCUGCUAACGUGGAAACUCUUCAAAAGUGGGAUUCGGGUACGUUCAGUGACAUGGUUGUGCCGGACCAACUGCUGCUGAUUAUCGAGGACAAGGACAUGUACCAGAAGGCCAUCGGCAUCAUCAACAGUGUGUCUAAAAAUGAAGUGUGGCUGCGGCCUCUCUGGAUGAGAGUUUUGCUCUACAUGAGUGGUGUGAUAAUGUUCAUUUUACUAGUUGGGUUAUUUGUAUACGUGACAGCUAUAGUGACGGUUAACAUCAUUCCUACAAAUAAGGACAAUGCCCCUGUUGGAGCAUUGGUAGUAACCAUUGCGAGUCUCUUCUCCGUUCCAAUAGGGCUGCUUGUUCGCCUUUCGCUCUGGAAGAUGGAAGACGCAAAGCACGUGGUUAGGGCGAUGCAAAAAGCGGCGGGGCGGGCCAAUGCCAUCCUCCGCGAGGAGAAGCUCCUCAUGGGCUGCUGCUCCAAUUCCAAACUGUAUCUGGUCUACGUUUGUCUGGACGGCUGCGAGGGCGAGUUCGAGGAGGAGUUCGAGUCGCAGGUCGAUUCAAAGGAGGCAUUUGAAAGAGCCCUGCUCAUGUUCUCGUCGGGUUACGCCUGCUGCCUGGCCAAAAAACACUUCCCUUUCCCUCAGCCCGACUCCCGCCGGGGCCACCUGGUGGGAGGGGUGUGUUUUUGCCAGUAUGUCUCCCUGCAGCUGAGCCGAGGGGAGUGGAAGUGAGAGUAUCGGAGAGUCCCGAGUACAGCAUCUGAGAAAAGUGAGCGUAUCCUUUACUUGUCCCUUUUGGAGUGGCUGGAGCCUAUCCCAGCUGCACUCGGGCACCUCAUCGAAGGGCCAACACAGACAGACAACAUUCACACACUAGGGCCAGUUUAGUGUUGCCAGUCAACCUAUCCCCUGGCGCAUGUCUUUGGAGGUGGGAGGAAGCCGGAGCUACCGGAGGGGACCCACGCACCGGGAAUCAAACCCAGGACCUUUUCGCCAUUUCAGCAAGCAUUUCACUAUAUAUUGUCAAGGGACAAUACAAGCGGUUUUGUCGUCCCGAUAUGUUUUCGCUUCCGAUACUGACUUUGUAACCUUGAAUAACAGCUGCUAUUGAUUCGAUCCGAUACCUAGGCCUGGGCCGAUAACAAAUGUUGCUCGACGAUGUAUGGACCUACGAAUUAUUGCCAAUAAACAAUAUUGUUGCCAUUAUUACCACUGCUCGACGAUAUAUGGACCUACGAAUAAUUGCCAAUAAACAAUAUUGUUGCCAUUAUUGCCACUGCUCGACAAUCUAUGGACCUACGAAUUAUUGCCAAUAAACAAUAUUGUUGCCAUUAUUGCCACUGCUCGACGAUGUAUGGACCUACGAAUUAUUGCCAAUAAACAAUAUUGUUGCCAUUAUUGCCACUGCUCGACGAUAUAUGGACCUACGAAUUAUUGCCAAUAAACAAUAUUGUUGCCAUUAUUGCCACUGCUCGACAAUGUAUGGACCUACGAAUUAUUGCCAAUAAACAAUAUUGUUGCCAUUAUUGUCACUGCUCGACGAUGUAUGGACCUACGAAUUAUUGCCAAUAAACAAUAUUGUUGCCAUUAUUGCCACUGCUCGACGAUAUAUGGACCUACGAAUUAUUGCCAAUAAACAAUAUUGUUGCCAUUAUUGCCACUGCUCGACAAUGUAUGGACCUACGAAUUAUUGCCAAUAAACAAUAUUGUUGCCAUUAUUGCCACUGCUCGACGAUAUAUGGACCUACGAAUAAUUGCCAAUAAACAAUAUUGUUGCCAUUAUUGCCACUGCUCGACAAUGUAUGGACCUACGAAUUAUUGCCAAUAAACAAUAUUGUUGCCAUUAUUGCCACUGCUCGACGAUAUAUGGACCUACGAAUUAUUGCCAAUAAACAAUAUUGUUGCCAUUAUUGCCACUGCUCGACGAUAUAUGGACCCACGAAUUAUUGCCAAUAAACAAUAUUGUUGCCAUUAUUGCCACUGAUGAAAUGACAGCACAUAAUAAUA